Messenger RNA from Paracoccidioides brasiliensis Pb18, 1119 nucleotides. RefSeq lists its product as uncharacterized. Gene Ontology annotation, molecular function: mannosyltransferase activity. The record is from RefSeq and is a predicted model, not a curated record. The transcript is spliced from 4 exons. Bases 1 to 1119 code for a protein of 372 amino acids. Gene Ontology annotation, biological process: mannosyl-inositol phosphorylceramide biosynthetic process.
AUGCGGAAAGGCUAUCUCAUAUUCAUCAUCGUCAAUGUCCUCAUCGUUGCAUUCCUCGUGCGCAGUGUCUUCACGCUCCUGACGCUCCUUAUCGAGGAUGCCUCGGCUGAUGCCAUUCGCCGGUCUGACCUCCCUUCGCCGAAUUCGAGUCUCUUAGAAACACGUCCCCAACUUAUCCCGAAAAUUAUCCAUCAGACAUACAAGAAUUAUUCAAUUCCUCUCAUAUGGCAAGAAGCACAGAAGAGUUGCAUGGUCCUUCAUUCUGAUUACGAAUACAAGCUAUGGACGGACGAGAAAUCAAAAGAAUUCAUCGCGAAGGAAUAUCCUUGGUUCCUGGAGACGUUUGAAAAUUACCCCUACAACAUUCAGCGCGCUGAUGCUAUUCGAUACUUUGUGCUGGCACAUUAUGGUGGCACUUACAUCGAUUUAGAUGAUGGCUGCAACCGCCGUUUAGAUCCGCUCCUCUCCUAUGGUGCCUGGGUUCGACGCACUGCCCCGACGGGCAUCUCGAAUGACGUCAUGGGAGCUGUGCCCCAGCAUCCCUUCUUCCUCCGUGUCAUUGAUUCGCUACAGGCAUAUAACAGAAAUUGGGCGUUGCCAUAUAUCACCGUGAUGUAUUCGACGGGUCCUCUUUUCCUAUCUGUGAUCUGGAAGGAAUACAUGUUGUCGGAACCCUUCAAGACGGAUCGCGUUCGCAUCCUUAUGCCAGACGAAUACAAUCGGCAUUCAUGGAGCUUCUUCACACAUCACCAGGGAAGUAGUUGGCAUGGCAAGGAUGCCAGGUUGAUAUUUUGGAUGGGCGGACAUUGGAUGCUCCUCACAACCGCCGGCUUCCUCCUAGCAGGCAUCGUCGGCUUCUGCCUCUGGUGGGCCUAUGGUCGUCUACUCUUAUGCACCUCGCGCUGUUUCCGCUACUCUCCACUAUCACGACGCCCUCCACCACCACCCUCAAGCCCACACUGCCCCUCUUAUUCCUCCACUAGCCGCCGCAACCGAUUACUCCAAGGUUGGCUACGACGACCGAGCCCAUCGAAGAGGCAAGACGAAGAAUCCGGCAGCAGAUACACCGAUAUUCCUUACGAACUUGUUGGGCGGAAGAGCAAUGUACGAAACGAAUAG